AUGAUCUCCAUCAAACUCGCUCGCCACGGUCUCAAGAACACCCCCUUCUACCACAUCGUCGUCUUGCAGAGCAGAUCGCGGCCCACCAGAAAGCCCAUUGAGCAGCUCGGAACAUACAACCCUAUCCCCAACAAGGAUGGCUCCAAGGACAUCUCUCUGAAUUUUGAGCGCGCAAAGUACUGGAUCGGUGUCGGUGCCAAGCCCAGUGAAUCCGUUGCCCGUAUUUUGGCCAAGGCUGAUAUUAUCCCACCGCGACCCAGACCCGGCAUGCCCAACCCCAGCCCUUCAACCCCUAUCAACGCUCCCACUACCCCUUCUGCAUAA
Messenger RNA from Linnemannia hyalina, 324 nucleotides. NCBI's taxonomy places the organism in Eukaryota, Fungi, Mortierellomycota, Mortierellomycetes, Mortierellales, Mortierellaceae. The record is from the annotation of a GenBank genome assembly.